This is a messenger RNA of Delphinapterus leucas (beluga whale), 2265 nucleotides long. RefSeq names its product endogenous retrovirus group K member 6 Env polyprotein-like. Lineage: Eukaryota; Metazoa; Chordata; Mammalia; Artiodactyla; Monodontidae. Gene Ontology annotation, molecular function: structural molecule activity. The record is from RefSeq and is a predicted model, not a curated record.
UCUUCCUCAUCUGGCUGGUCCGCAGGCAAGUGGCACCCAAACAGGGACCUGAAGCGUGAAGGCAAUUAAAAGAAAAAGAAAGUGCAGGAGAAAGAUUGUUGGCUGAGCGAACAUUGACAACAUCUGUUCCAGAAGUUCUUUGGCAGGAUCCAUUGACCAAUACCUGGUAUGGUCUGGGUCCCGUCUUGAUCUGGGGGCAAGGUCACAUGUGUAUCUUUCCCAGAUCUGCGCCUGGUCCUUGUUGGCUUCCUGAACGUCUAGUGAAGCAGACAGAUGGCUCAUCGCAACGCCCGACUGAUAAAGAAAAUGCAGAAACUUCACAUUUCUCCAAAGAAAGCAACAGUGACCGUAUCAAUUGAGAAAAAGAAGAAGAGGAGACCACUUGCCAGCACGACUCAAGGGAGUGAUGUUCCAACCUGGGGACAAGUUAAACAAUUGAUUUCACGAGCUCAAGAGUUAGUGAAACAACAGAAUAAUCCUGUUACACCUAUAACUUUAUUUUUGGCUGUGUUGGCAACCAUUUCAUGCGUUCCCUCUGUUAAUGCAGCAACUUACUGGGCCUAUGUACCUGAUCCUCCACUAUUACAACCCAUAUCUUGGUCUGAAGCAAAGUUUCUUGUAUUUUACAAUGAUACUGUUUAUGGGCCUCUUAUUGGGAAUAUAAAACAAAUCAAUAUGUCUGUAAAUUAUACUAACUGGUUUAAUAUCUAUCCUGUCUGUCUUAGCCCAUUGAAUCUGGAAACUGGAUGUGUAAAGGCUAUUAGUUAUGAGCAUACAGAUGUUUAUGAGGAAACGGAUCAAUCAGUUGGUUUGUCAGGCUCUCCAGGCAUCCUUCAUUUUACAGGAACCAACAUUACUCUUGCAUGCCCGGCUACCAGCCGACGAGAGGAUCUUAAGGAUACAAUCAUUUGGUAUAAAAAUGGGCAACCUAUUAAUAUUAGAGGUCGAAUCUCAUACGCUUCACCACUUAGGGAUUCCUCUAUUACUAUAACCAAGGUUACAGGUGAAGAUUCAGGAAAUUAUUUCUGUAUGAAGCAUUUACCUAGAGAACAAGGGAUACUUAUAGCUGGACAUAAGGUUACUAUUCUUAACAGAAAAUCAAAAAAUCAAUUUCCUCCUUUUAUGACCGUUAACUUUCCUGAAUCCAAUUUUGAACGUUGCAUUGCAUCUUGGAAUAAUAACCAAAUAUGGUGUACUAUAGAUUAUACCAAGGGGUCAGUUCUUAUCUCUUCUAUUCCCGUCAUAGAUAGGUUUAUUACAUUUCAGAAGAACUGGGAUAUAUGGAAACUAGCUCUGACUUAUUCCAACACACCUGUUAUAACUUGUGUUGCUCCUCCAUACACACUUUUGAUUGGUUCUAUUAACAUUGUUAAUUCUUCCAAAGGAGGGUAUAAUAUUAGCUGUGUUAAUUGUAUUUUUAGCAGUUGUAUGUUCCCUUCUGCAGGAACGCAGUCUGUGCUUAUACUAAAGCAACCCAUGUAUGUUAUGGUGCCUGUACAUCUGAAAGAACCUUGGUAUGAAAAUACUGGAGUACAGGCAUGGGUGGAGCUCUCUAAAGCCUUGCAGAGAGGGAGACGCUUUAUUGGGUGGCUAAUAGUAAGUUUACUUGCCUUGGCUGCUCUGUCUGCUGCCGCGGCUGCUGCCGGUCUUGCUCUUUCACAGAGUAUUAAUGAUGCUCACCUUGUUAAUCAGUUAUCUCGAAAUACCAGUCUUGCUUUAUCUUUACAAAGUCACAUAGAUUUACAGAUUAAUAACAAGUUAGAUGAAUUUAAAAACACAGUUUUGGGGAUUGGAGAUCAGAUGGCAGCAUUAAAAUUGAGGAUGCGUUUAGCUUGUCAUGCAAAGUAUACAUGGAUUUGUGUUACUCCUUAUAAGUAUAAUGGCUCUAUUUGGGAAUGGGAGAAAGUAAAAAUGCAUCUGCUGAGUGUUUGGUCAGAUAAUAAUAUUAGUCUUGAUCUUAAGAACUUAAAUGCUGAAAUUCAGGAUAUGCAAAAUGCACAUCUUGAUGAUAUUUCGCCAGAAAAUGUAAUUCAGACUUCACUGGAUCAUUUAAAGUGGUUAAACGCUCAGUCUUGGAUUACUGGAAGGUUGUCAGGAUUUAUUACCCUGGCCAUAAUUUGCCUGUUAUGGCUAAUAAUCUUCUCAUGUCUGUUUCGUAUCCUCAUGCAACAAUAUACUACUCUCGGCAGUAAACUUCAUGGAAUAAGUUUGCAGCAAAAAUUAAAAAAUAAAAAAGGGGGACCUGUGGGAAGCAGUCAGCCAUGA